AUGUCGAUCGGAAAAUUAGAGCCGUUUGAUUUAAGCAGUAAACAGUGGCCGGCGUAUGUCCGUAGGGUUCAACAAUUUAUAAUAUUGAAUGAGAUCAAACCGCAGUUACGAGUGUCGCUGCUCAUAACGGUCGUCGGAGGCGCAACAUAUUCGCUGAUGUGCGAUCUGUGUUCGCCGGCGCUCCCGGAAGAGAAGGCAUUCGACGAGCUUGUGCGAUUGGUGUCGGAACAUUUGGAACCGCAACGUUCGGAAAUAGCGGAACGCCAUGUAUUCAGGCUGCGCAGACAAGAGGUUGGUGAGCCGCUAGCUGACUAUUUAAAGGCGCUUAAACAUUUAGCAACGACCUGUAACUUCCGCGACGCUUUGGAAGAAAACUUGAGAGACCAAUUUGUGUCCGGACUCGCGAGCGAAGCGAUGCGCUCGAGGAUUUUCGCCGAAAGGAGCAUACGAUAUAAAGAGGCGGUGGAGCUGGCGUUCGCGCUGGAGGCGGCGGAGCGGCACGCGGGGGUGAGCGGCGUCACGGGUUCAACGGCAACCUUCGGUGCGGGCAGCGGCGGUGAGGUGGCGGCUGAUGGCCUACAUAGGGUCAGCGCACGACGCGGCAGGGGACGAGAUGUCAGGCCCAGCGGGGGUGUAGCGGAGCACGGCUGCAGCGAGGGCGGCGCGGAGCGAGGAGACGGGACUGACGCGGGCGCGGGUGAAUGCUGGCGGGAGCCGGGCGGUACCGAGCGCUGCUGGCGCUGCGGCAGGCCACACCGGGCGGACCGAUGUCGCUUCUCGCAAUACAAUUGUGAUGGGUGCGGAAGGCGCGGUCAUAUAAAAGUAAUGUGCAAAGAACUGCGCGAGCGUCGCCGUUUGAAUGGCAGCCGCCAACACUUUGUCAGUGAUGCGAGCUCGGACGAAGAUUUUUUUAAUAUUAAUGUAAUGUCUAAAGAUGAUGACUCUUUUAUAUUACCUUUGUAUGUUGAUCGGCAGAAAUUAGAUUUUGCGUUAGACACGGGUAGUAGAUUAUCAACAAUCAGUGAGCAGUGUUACGGGCGUUGGUUCUCGCACAAGCACAUAACGAGAGAUAACGUUACGCUACGAAGUUACGACGGCUCUCGAAUCAAAACAUUAGGAUUUAUUUCGGUGUUUGUCGCUUUGGGGGGUGUUAAAGCAUUUAAAAUUCCGUUGUAUAUAAUUCGCAAUGGGGGGCGCCCUAUCUUAGGACGGGAUUGGCUUCGCACGUUAAAUAUAAAUCAAAUAAGUCUCCCGGGAAACAAUGUUAACAAUAACAGAUUCGUGAAGCGACCGGCUGUUGAAUGUAAUGUAGAUCCAAAUUGUUUACAGCUUAGUGCAGGUCGAUCACGGGCCGUGCGCACGCGCCCCGGACCGCUUGCAUUUCGGUCUUGGUCCGCGAGAAUGUUCUAG
This is a messenger RNA of Papilio machaon (common yellow swallowtail), 1410 nucleotides long. RefSeq lists its product as uncharacterized. The transcript has a single exon. NCBI's taxonomy places the organism in Eukaryota, Metazoa, Arthropoda, Insecta, Lepidoptera, Papilionidae. The coding region runs from base 1 to 1410 and encodes 469 amino acids. The record is from RefSeq and is a predicted model, not a curated record.